AUGGCCCCUGAAGGAGGACAACCGCAAAAACCGAAGACCCCCGCGGAUCCGCCCAGAACCAUAGAUGAAAUCGCGGAAUGUGCCCUACGGGUGCUCCGCUACAUUGAAAACAGUGGCACGGAGGAUCCGUAUGUCACUGGAUUCAUUCGGUCCAUCCGAAAACACGCCAUGAACGCCCAACGGGGCGACGGCCAGGGGAUGACCAAGGUGACUGAGAAGAUUGAAACCACCAUUUCCGCCCCCGCGGCGGAUUCCACGGCGGCAUGGCGCAGCUUCCGCGCCAGAGACCAAGCGACCACUGCAGCUUCCGUAAACCGGAACAACACACCAUCGCCGCCAGGAAUACCCGAGAUCGAAACCUGCGAGGACCGAGAGAUCAUCGUCAAGGUUGGGGGGAACUGGGACCUACUUAGGAAGCUCACGCCGAAGAAUUUGGUUGAGAAUUUGGUUGAGAGGGCUGAAAGACAAAGAACCCCGAAUGGCCACCAACCAUUGGCCGAACAUGCCUCAUUUGUCGCUGCCUGA
Penicillium bovifimosum is the source of this 525-nucleotide messenger RNA. RefSeq lists its product as uncharacterized. The transcript is spliced from 2 exons. The record is from RefSeq and is a predicted model, not a curated record. Lineage: Eukaryota; Fungi; Ascomycota; Eurotiomycetes; Eurotiales; Aspergillaceae. Bases 1 to 525 code for a protein of 174 amino acids.